Messenger RNA from Aspergillus terreus NIH2624, 4836 nucleotides. RefSeq names its product transcriptional regulator SIN3. Gene Ontology annotation, cellular component: Sin3-type complex; chromatin. The transcript has 8 exons. Bases 1 to 4836 code for a protein of 1611 amino acids. Gene Ontology annotation, biological process: negative regulation of transcription by RNA polymerase II. Gene Ontology annotation, molecular function: transcription corepressor activity. Lineage: Eukaryota; Fungi; Ascomycota; Eurotiomycetes; Eurotiales; Aspergillaceae. The record is from RefSeq and is a predicted model, not a curated record.
AUGAACCCGGGCAGUGAUAACUGGCACCCUGGUGGCCCACCGCAGCACCCAGGCAUGGAGCAGAUGAACCAGCAACCUCGCCCGCUGGGCUCUUUCAGUCAAAAUCCACCCCCUCAGCAAGGUCCGUCGGCGCAGCCUGCGGGGCCUGUCCUUCCGCCCCCUGGCCCUUACCACCCCGCGAGCCAGCCUUCUGGCCACUCCCUCCCUGGGCUGGCGGAGUUGAGCCAGGGCCACGGCGGCCCUCAUCAACCCCCAGCCUAUGGACAACACCCUUCGGCCCCGUCCCACAGCGCCGGACACUCGCUCCCCGCCAUCGGACAGGCUAUGCAACAUCCCUCGCCGCAGUCCAUCAACCGCGAGCGCGAGCGCGACUCCCGGGAGCGCGAACUCAUCGAGCGACAGAGACAGGAGGAGAUGGUCCAUCGAGAACGUGAACAGCGCGAGCGCGAGCAGUUGGAGCUUCAGCAACGGGAGCGACAGCAGCGCGAGCAACAGCACCACCCGGUUCAGAGCCACACAGGGUCUAUCCCCUUGCAUCAGCCUGUCGCGUCGAAGGUCCCGAACUCCAUUCAUGGUCCCAAUGGGCUCCUCUCGAACAUCGGGUCAAAUCCGCCUGCUGGUCCGCAGCCAGGUGGUCCGGGCUCUCUCUAUGGCCCUCAGAUGCAACAUGGCGAAGGCACGCCCCGGUCGUAUCUGCAGCAUCCGGGUGGCCCGCCGGGUCAGCCCAUGAUGGGUUUCAAUGGCUCGGGUCCUCAGAUGCCGGGCAAUGUUGCGGCUUUGGCGCAGGGUCAACAGCCCAUUCUGAAUGAUGCGCUCAGCUAUCUCGACCAGGUGAAGGUUCGGUUCGUCGACCAGCCGGAUGUGUAUAACCGGUUCCUGGACAUAAUGAAAGAUUUUAAGAGUCAAGCCAUCGAUACGCCAGGCGUCAUUCAACGCGUGUCGACCCUCUUCAACGGUCACCCUGCCCUCAUCCAAGGCUUCAAUACUUUCUUGCCUCCUGGUUAUCGCAUCGAGUGUGGAACGGAGGAUAACCCAGAUGCCAUUCGCGUCACCACUCCCUCGGGUACCAACACAAUCAGUAUGCCCCAGCGCGCGCCGUUGGAUGCUGCAGGUGAUAUGGGACCUGCUGGUGGUAUGGGUCAUGGACGUCCGGACUUCUUUGAUCAAGGUCGUCCGGGGUGGCAACAACCCCAACAUCAGCAGCAACAGGGUAAUCUUCCCGGAUCAUACUCUCCUGGUUCUCGCAUGAUGGGUCCAGGGAUGUUUGGCCAGCAAGGUGGACAGGGACAACCGCGCGAGCAUCAUUAUGAUUAUCCCUCUCAACAGGAACAGCAGGGCCCCGGCCCCUCGGUUCCUCAUGGACAGGAUCAUCGCGGCGUGUCACAGCUCCAGGGCGCGGCCUCCGCUGCGUCGGCUGGUUUGGGACGUCCGUCGAUGAUGCAAGUGUCUCCCGCGGGGCAAGGCCCCAACUUGUCUCAACCGAUGAAUAGCCUGGCAGGUGUGGGAUCGGGAAUGUUGCAGGGUUCGCAGGCGGACUUGAACAAGCGUGGACCUGUGGAGUUCAACCACGCGAUCAGCUAUGUGAACAAAAUCAAGAACCGAUUUGCGAGCGCUCCAGAGAUCUACAAGCAGUUCCUGGAAAUCCUUCAGACGUACCAACGCGAGUCGAAGCCAAUCCAGGACGUGUAUGCACAGGUGACGCAGCUGUUCAACACGGCACCGGAUCUGUUGGAGGAUUUCAAGCAGUUUCUGCCUGAGUCGGCUGCGCACGCCAAACAACAGGCGGCGGCGGCUCGGCAGGCCGAGGAGGCGGCCCCCCUUAGCAACGUACGCGGAGAGCCAAGCUAUCCUGCGUCUGCCCUCCCCUCUCAGACUCCCAACCGUGAUGUCAAGAUGCCCCCUCUCGGCCAGUUCAACGUCAAGGACUCUGGUAAGGAGGGUAAAAAGCGUCGCGGUGGCCCCGGUGGCCCAGGGACGAUGGGUUCCAUGUCGGGUCCUUCUGCGGCCGCGGAUGCGGCUCGUAUGGUCGAUGCCCAGGGUCGGCCUCCCGCUCUUCAGCCGGGCAACGCGAACAAGAGAGCCAAAGUACACCAUGGAAAACCCCAGACCGAGGUCGCUCCAGCUGUGUCGCCUACGCUCGUGCCUGCGCUUCCGGAACCGAUCCAGCCUACUUUCUCGCUGACCCCCACUCAAGAGGAAUUCGCUUUCUUUGACCGCGUCAAGAAGUACAUUGGAAACAAACAGACUUUCAGCGAAUUCCUCAAACUUUGCAACCUGUAUUCCACUGAUCUGAUCGAUCGUCAUGUUCUCGUCAAGCGGGCUGGUAGCUACAUUGGAUCCAAUCCCGAGCUCAUGGCCUGGUUCAAGCGUUUCAUGCACGUCGAAGAACCGGAAGACAAGAUCAUUGAAUCCAAGCCUAAGCAGGAGCCGGGCGUGGUGAACUUAUCGCAUUGCCGCUCUCUCGGGCCGAGCUAUCGUCUUCUCCCCAAGCGUGAGCGCCAGAAGCCGUGCAGUGGUCGGGAUCAGCUGUGUUACAGUGUCUUGAAUGAUGAGUGGGCGUCGCAUCCGACCUGGGCGUCCGAGGAUUCGGGUUUCGUGGCCCAUCGCAAGAAUCAGUACGAAGAUUCGUUGCAUCGUAUUGAAGAGGACCGCCACGACUACGACCAUCACAUUGAAGCUUGCACUCGGACCAUUCAGCUCAUCGAGCCGAUCGUGCAGCAGUUCCUCGUCAUGUCGGAGGCGGAGCGAGCAGCCUUUAAGCUCCCUCCAGGUCUUGGUGGUCAGAGCGAGGCUAUCUACCAGCGCGUGAUCAAAAAGAUCUACGAUCGGCAGCGUGGUGAGCGAAUCAUUCGCGAGAUGUUCGAAAGACCCUGCCAUGUGCUCCCCAUCAUUCUCUUCCGCUUGAAACAAAAGUGCGAGGAAUGGAAGGCCAGCCAGCGUGAGUGGGAUAAGAUCUGGCGCGAACAGAUGCAGAAGGCGUACUGGCGUAGUUUGGACCACCAGGCUAUCGCUAGCAAGGGCGUUGAUAAGAAGCUCUUCGUGGCGAAACACAUCCAGAACGAGAUCCAAAACAAGUUCGAGGAGAGCAAAAACCUGCGCAAGAGUGGAUUCCAGGUCCCUAAGCAUCAGUUCGAGUUCGUGUUUGAUGAUUCGGCUGUUCUUAUCGAUGCCACUCACUUACUCCUGACCUUCAUUGACCGCAAUUCCGCUGGCUUUGGAGCCGACCCUCAGAAGGUCAUGUCUUUCAUCAAGGACUUUAUCCCGGUGUUCUAUGGCAUGGACCGCGACAAUUUCCACAUGUACAUGAACGAGAUAUCCAGCGCCGCUUCGCAGGCAGAUGAGAACGAUGACGAGAGCCUGGCUGCUGAGGAAGUUUCGACUCCUCGCAGUCGCAAGGGCCUCACCGGCAAGAAGAUGGAUCUCCUUCGGGAUGUGCUGGAACGCCGUAGCGAGAAAGCCAACCGCACCGAGAAGGAAGGUAGUACUCCGGCGAGUCGAGAUGGAACCCCCGAGGCGGUCCUGGUGCCGUCUACCCCGGUCCCCGAUCCGACUGAGCCUUUCGACGUGGCCGAGCUGAAGUGGAUGGAGCACCCUGGACAGGGUAAUUUCAACUUGCAGCGCGAGUACACCCUGAACGAGUCGUACGAGAAGAAGUCGCACCACCUGUACGCUAACCUUAGCAUUUACUGCUUCUUCCGCACUUUUGAGAUUCUGUAUUCUCGGCUGCUGCGCAUUAAGUUGCACGAAAAGGAUGCCCAUAGCGAUGUGCGCCGCGCGCUUAUGGCCAAGCCGGCGCAGGAUCUUGGACUGAUUGACAAGGUGCCGACCGACUUGUUCUAUGACUGCAACCCCGAGGCGAAUCUGUACCAGCAGAUCGUGCGCAUGUGUGAAGAAGUCAUCAAGGGUGAUCUCGAGCCCGCUCAUCUGGAGGAGACUCUCCGUCGCUUCUACCUGCGCAGCGGUUACCAGUUGUAUAACUUGGAGAAGAUGCUGGCGGGCAUUUCGAAGUUCGCGGGGGCCAUCUUCAACGGAGACUCGAAGGAUCGGAGCUCCGACAUCAUCAACCUCUUCUUCAAGGAGCGGGAUCGCGAAGAGACCACGCAUAACCAGGAGAUCCAGUACCGCAAGCAGGUCGAGAGACUGGUCCGGGAUAGUGAUAUCUAUCGCAUUACCUAUUACCCUACGAACAAGAAGACUACUGUACAGCUGUUGACGCCGGAGGACGCCACCUUGGAGAACGAAGAGCUGAGCCAGGAAGCACGCUGGUCGUACUAUGUCUCCGCCUAUACCAUGCGGGACCCCACGGAGGGAGUACCCUUCUCGCAGAUGCGCAUGCCGUUCCUCAAGCGGAACCUGCCGGCGAAGCUCGAGCAAGAGGAGGAGUACAACCGUUACUACCGUCCGCUGGUGCAUCAAGAUGGUCUUAUCAUCCGCAUCUGCGCGAACAGCUACCACAUUUUGUACGAACCGGGUAGCUUUGACUGGUGGUGGCGGCCUAGCGUGUCUUCGGAGGAACCGGCGGAGGAGGUUGCCAAGGAAGAAGCGGCUGUCAAGGAAAGACGGCGGGACCGCUUUACCGAGAAAUUCGUCAACAACCCCAGCUGGGCGCACGGCCUGAGCAAGGACGAGGUCGACAAGUCGAACCAGAGCUUCCGAUCGUGGAUCAAGGGCACUGCCAGCGAGAGCGGUGCCGCCGAGAACAGUACGACCGCAGCCGUUACCACGUCAGCCGAGGAUGCCCCGGAGGCGUCUACUUCCGACAAGAAAGAGGAGGACCAGGAAGACACGGAGAUGGCAGAUGCCGAGCCGGCCGCGACAGAGUCGAAAGACGAGUAA